This is a messenger RNA of Temnothorax curvispinosus, 1625 nucleotides long. RefSeq lists its product as uncharacterized. The transcript has 2 exons. The record is from RefSeq and is a predicted model, not a curated record. Lineage: Eukaryota; Metazoa; Arthropoda; Insecta; Hymenoptera; Formicidae. The annotation marks the transcript as partial.
AAAACAUGGAACAUCUCGAUAAAACGGAACGCAACCUGUUGGAACAAUCCAACCAAAUCGCUACCUUGGGCGAAUAUCUUGCAUGGGAACAGCGAUGCGAGAAGUUUAUUGAGCAGCUCGAAGAAGACUGUCGUUCCAAACGUCCGCGGCUGUCAAUCACAGAUGAGAGCCGCGUAAACAGACAAUCUUUAGUGGCAAGAAUCGCGCGACUCGAAGGUGCGAAGACUCUAUUACAGAGACGGUUCGUACAUAUCGGUGGUGAGUACGCGGCGGGCGCCGCUAGUAGUGACGAUAACGCGGAAAGACUCGUUUGGCGAGAGAUCGAUGCCGCGUUCGAAAACCGUGUAUCGACCGGUGCGGUGAUAAAUAUCAAUUACAUCGAACCGCGAAAAUUUCUCGAAGACGCUGAAGUCAUCGUGCUCGAUCGUGUGCGGAACGUCAUGCAAAGACACGCAAGUGUAAAGAUAAACACUGUGUUCAACGGCGAGUUUGUGACGGGUGACAAACGUGCGAACAAAAGUGUCGGCACGGGAAACUAUGAACUCUUUCGUGCGUCCGAUCUGCGCGAGUGGUACGAGCAACACGUUAUCGAGCCUACUUUAUCACGUCUCGAAGAGUUUCAGGAACGCGACAGCGGGUGGGCGUUGUCGCGUAUACUCAAUCUGACUGUGAACGUGAACAAAUACAAUCCUUUGCACGCGGGAUGUUACAUCAAUUUACCGCAAGAAAUUAAAUCGAAGAAAGCGGUGAUCAACGUGCAUUCUGUGGACAAUGCAUGCUUCGCGUGGUCAGUGGUGGCUGCUUUACAUCCAGUCGAAAGACAUUCAGAACGGGAAUCCUCGUACCGACAUUACACAACAGUAUUAAAUUUACAAGGCAUUGAGUUUCCAAUGAUUUUGAAACAGAUUAAAAAGUUCGAACGACUCAACGAUAUAUCCAUCAAUGUGUAUACCAUCGAGGGAGAGAAGACGCCAACCGUUCUCCCGAUACAGCUCACCGACCUGAAGAGAGAAAAGCACGUCAAUUUGCUGUACGUGCAGGACCCGCGAGACAACAACGUGGGGCAUUUCGCGUGGAUAAAAAAUCUAUCGCGUCUCGUUAGCUCGCAAUUGAGCAGGCACAAUGGUCGGAAAUACUUUUGCGAUCGUUGUUUACAUUAUUUUAGAUCGAGCGAGAAAUUGGAAGCCCACGGAGUAGACUGCCGAGAGAUAAACAACUGUGCGAUCCGACUACCGAGCGAGGACGACAAGUGGCUGAGUUUUAAGAAUCACAGCAGGAAGGAACGAGUUCCGUUCGUCGUGUACGCCGACCUGGAAUGUACCCUCGAGAAGACGGAUGCGGAUCCGACAACGUCCAUAUACACGUCUCAACAUCAUCGAGUAUUUAGCGUAGGAUAUUACAUGCGGUGCUCGUACGACGACUCGUUAUCCGCGUAUCGAUUUCGUCGCGAUAAGGAUUGCGUCGCGUGGUUCGUCGAGGAACUAAGACGUUUAGCACACGACGUAAAGAGUAUCUUAUCCGGUAAUGUUUGCAUGACGGAAUUAACGCGAGACGAGCGGGAGAUAUUUCACAGUGCGACGCAUUGCCACAUUUGCGAAAAACCGUUCGAGCCAGACGACGUGCGA